AUGUUUAUAGAAUCUGAAAAUGAGACAAUUGAAGAUGAAAAUUUUGAGUUUGAUGAAGGUAUUGCAAAAACUGGGGAAACAAUGCAAAUUGACAUUUUGGUUUUACCAAGUUUUGACUUGAAUGGCAAUCAAAACAACCAAGAAUGGCAAACUGGUACAAACUCUAUGGUAACUGAAGAAGAAACUUAUGAAAAUCAAGUUUUCCUACCUGAAAAUCAAGAUGCAGUUCAAGCACAAGAAGGAACUAAUAAUCAGACAAACACAAGACUAAGGAGGUCAGGAAGACCAAAGAAACGUGCUUUACAUGAUGAUUAUUAUGUUUACCUUCAAGACUUAGAGCAUGAUAUGAAUGAUAUUGGGGAUCCUAUGAACUUCAAGCAAGCAAUGAUGAGUGACAAAAAUGAAAAUUUGUGGGCUAUUUUGAAAUCAGAAUUAGGUUCCACGGAAAAGAAUGAAGUUUGGGAGCUUGUGCCUUUACCACAAAAGAGCAAACCAAUUGGCUACAAGUGA
Molecule: messenger RNA, 510 nt
Organism: Prunus armeniaca (apricot)
Lineage: Eukaryota; Viridiplantae; Streptophyta; Magnoliopsida; Rosales; Rosaceae
Source: the annotation of a GenBank genome assembly